Messenger RNA from Saprolegnia parasitica CBS 223.65, 1171 nucleotides. RefSeq names its product glutamine synthetase. The record is from RefSeq and is a predicted model, not a curated record. The transcript has a single exon. Bases 31 to 1101 code for a protein of 356 amino acids. Gene Ontology annotation, molecular function: glutamine synthetase activity. Lineage: Eukaryota; Oomycota; Saprolegniomycetes; Saprolegniales; Saprolegniaceae. Gene Ontology annotation, cellular component: cytoplasm.
GCAUUUUGCCUCCAAGGUAGCACAACGAACAUGAGCAAGCUCGAUCGCGCGGUCUACGACAAGUACAUGGAGCUCGACACGGGCAGCUUCAUCCAGGCCGAGUACGUCUGGGUCGGCGGCUCCGGCGAAGACCUCCGCUGCAAGACGCGCACGCUCGAAAAGUACCCGGCCUCGGUCGCCGACCUCCCGAUCUGGAACUUUGACGGCUCGAGCACGGGCCAGGCGCCGGGUGCGGACUCGGAAGUCAUGCUCAAGCCCGCCGCCAUCUACAAGGACCCGUUCCGCCGCGGCAACCACAUCCUCGUCAUGUGCGACUGCUACAAGCCCGACAUGACGCCGAUCCCGUCCAACACGCGCUUUGACGCCGCCCGCGUCAUGAAGGCGUGCGAGAAGGAGGUCCCGUGGUUCGGCAUCGAGCAGGAGUACACGCUCUUUGAGGCCGACAAGGUCACGCCGUACGGCUGGCCCGUCGGCGGCUUCCCGGGUCCCCAGGGUCCGUACUACUGCGGCGCCGGCGCGCACUCGGCGUUUGGCCGCCUCAUCGCCGACGCGCACUACCGCGCGUGCUUGUACGCUGGCAUUCGCGUCUCGGGCAUCAACGCCGAGGUCAUGCCCGGUCAGUGGGAGUACCAGGUCGGUCCCUGCACGGGCAUUGAGGCCGGUGACCAGAUGUGGAUCUCGCGCUACAUCCUCCUCCGCGUCUGCGAAGACUUUGGCGUCAUCGUGUCGUUUGACCCGAAGCCGAUUCCGGGCGACUGGAACGGCGCCGGCUGCCACACCAACGUGUCGACUAAGGCGAUGCGCGAAGACGGCGGCAUGGUCAAGAUCAUCGAAGCGCUCGAGAAGCUCAAGUUGAAGCACAAGGUGCACAUUGCCGCGUACGGCACAGGCAACGAGCGCCGCCUCACGGGCCGCCACGAGACCGCGUCGAUCGACCAGUUCUCGUACGGUGUCGCCAACCGCGGCGCGUCGAUCCGCAUUCCGCGCCAGGCCGAGUCCGACGGCAAGGGCUACUUUGAGGACCGCCGCCCGGCCUCCAACAUGGACCCGUACGUCGUCACAGGCCGCAUCAUGAAGACCAUCUCGCUCAACGAAGCGUAAGCAUGUGUAGUAGUACGUUAGUAAGAAGAAUCGAAUCAUCCUCCGUCCCUAAUACCCAUCGUCGCCUCGG